Salmo salar (Atlantic salmon) is the source of this 1263-nucleotide messenger RNA. Its product is annotated as interferon-induced GTP-binding protein Mx. Gene Ontology annotation, biological process: synaptic vesicle budding from presynaptic endocytic zone membrane; defense response to virus; receptor internalization. Lineage: Eukaryota; Metazoa; Chordata; Actinopteri; Salmoniformes; Salmonidae. The record is from RefSeq and is a predicted model, not a curated record. Gene Ontology annotation, molecular function: GTP binding; microtubule binding; GTPase activity. Gene Ontology annotation, cellular component: plasma membrane; synapse; microtubule.
AUGGCCGAGCGGGUCAGGCCCUACAUUGACUUAAUAGACUACCUGAGAUCCAUUGGAAUAGAUCAGGACCUUCCACUGCCAGCCAUUGCUGUGGUGAGAGAGCAGAGUUCAGGAAAGAGCUCUGUGCUUGAGGCCCUAUCCGGAGUGGCACUACCCAGGGGGAAUGGUAUUGUCACCAGGUGUCCACUGGAACUCAGACUCUGUUAUGUCAGCGGAGUGGCGUGGAAGGCUGCCAUCUCAUACAGAGACAAACGUAUUAAUAUUGGUGACCUCUCAGAAGUAGCGGGACACGUUAAAGAAGCCCAGAACGAGUUAGCUGGAGAGGGAGUGGGGAUAUGUGAUGAACUGAUCAGUUUGAAGAUCAUGUCCUCUUCAGUGUGUGACCUGAGUCUGAUAGACUUACCUGGGAUCACCAGGGUACCUGUACAAGGACAACCAGAAGACAUGAGCCCAAAGAUUAAACGUCUCAUUCUGAAAUCAAAACAAAAAAACAUUAACUUGGUGGUGGUGCCAUGCAAUGUUGACAUAGCAACAACAGAAGCUCUGAAAAUGGCCAAAGAAGUGGACCAUGAAGGCACAAGAACUUUAGCCAUUCUGACGAAGCCAGACCUGAUUGACAGGGGAACAGAGAAGGAUGUGUUGGACAUUGUUCGCAAUAAAAUCAUCCCUCUCAAUAUGGGCUACAUCAUUGAGAAAUGUCGUGGUCAGAAACAAAUUAAUGAUGGUGUCACCAUAAAUGAUGCAAUUGAGGAGGAGAGGGACUUCUUCGAAAAUCACGACGAAUUCAGCUCCCUCCUGGAUGAAGAAAGGGUAAGCACCAAGUGCCUAGCCGCUAGACUCACCCAAACCCUGGUCAACCACAUCCAAAAGGCAACCCCAGGGAAAACUGACUGCUCAGUUUAUGACACCAGGAGCAAGUACCCUGAACUCCUCAAUUCAGACUUUGAGAUCGUGGUGCAGCGACUGGCGGACCAGGUGCCCAUGCUGAUCCAUUACUUCAUCCUGAAGGAGUCAGCCAGGAUCCUGUCCAGUGAGAUGUUGGGCCUGCUGAACAGAGAAGACUUGGACGAGAUGCUGAAGGAAGAAUCGGAGAUUGGCCGGAAACGUGAAGCCUUGCGGGAAAAAGUCAAGCGUCUUGGACUGGCCAAUAACAAGAUUAGUAGCCUCUGGGAUCAGAGUGGUUGACAUUGUGAUGUAACCAACAAGGGCUGAAUAACUGUCCCACAAUAAUUUUGCCUGCAAUUAAUCAACAUACAGACUAUU